Messenger RNA from Austrofundulus limnaeus, 8437 nucleotides. RefSeq names its product protein tyrosine phosphatase non-receptor type 13 (gene ptpn13). Gene Ontology annotation, biological process: peptidyl-tyrosine dephosphorylation. Lineage: Eukaryota; Metazoa; Chordata; Actinopteri; Cyprinodontiformes; Rivulidae. The record is from RefSeq and is a predicted model, not a curated record. Gene Ontology annotation, cellular component: nucleus; cytoskeleton; cytoplasm. Gene Ontology annotation, molecular function: phosphatidylinositol 3-kinase regulatory subunit binding; protein tyrosine phosphatase activity.
UAUUCCGCUCCUCCACAGAUAUGGGAACUUGGUUUCGCUGGAGGAGAACUCAAAAAGUGUGGUGGAGCGAUUAAACUUGGCUUCAUAGCAAGGAGAGGGUUCUUUUUUUAAAUUUCAUUUCCCCCUUCAUUUUACAGACGGCUCGUAAAGCACAGCGGACUCUUUUAGCGGAAUGCGCUGCGGAAAGGUAAACCUGUUGCCCGCCUGCUUCGCAGUGUAGCCAACUAUCCAAGAUGUUGCUUUGUGGAUGGGAUGGCGUCUGGUGCCGUUUGGGUGCGCACUCAUAGUCUCGACGAAACAUUCCCCUCUUAGUUCAUUUUCCAACUCGUCUAACCUGGGAAGAUGCAUGUGUCUCUGGCAGAAGCCUUGCAGGUUCGAGGAGGCCCACUCCAGGAGGAGGAGGUGUGGGCCUUGCUCAGUCAGAGCGCAGAGAGCCUCCAGGAUCUUUUCCAGAAAGACCCUGCAGCCAUGGGCUUCAUCAUCUCGCCCUGGUCUCUGCUGCUCAUGCCCUCUGGCAAUAUUUCAUUUGCAGACGAGUAUGUCACCCAACAAGACUUAAAAGCUUUCACGGCCCCAGAAGUGCUGGAAGGGAACUCUCUAACUUCAGUUUCUGACAUUGAGAAGAUGCACAUGUAUUCUUUGGGGAUGACUUUAUUCUGGGGUGCAGACUAUGAGAUUCCUCAGAGUCAGCCUAUGAAGCUGGGGGAGCACUUGAACAGUUUGCUCCUCAACAUGUGCGAUGAUGUUACAGUGAGUCGAAUGUCGCUGCGCACGGUGCUGGACAUCUGCAGCAAACACAUCAGAAACUCCAGCUGUGACCCUCCCUUCUCCUACGUCAGAAAACUGGUCCGGUUAGUGCUUGGCAGCCUCUCUCAGCUGGAUGGUCUGGUGACAGAUAGAGAGUCCCUUCCAGAGCGAAGUAAAGAGAUUCGAGAAAGAUUAAGGGGCAAAGGUUUGCUAUCUGGGAGGAGUGCCGCCCCCAGGGUUCUUGGGCGCUACAGAGCCAAAAUUCAGGAACAAACGUCUCUUAACAAGGGCCUCAGUCGUUCCAUGGGCGCACUGCCAAUCCAGGACUUGUUGAAGGGGGGUGAGGGUGCAGUCCCCCUGUCCUUGUCUGAUCACCACACAAACUCUGAAUCUUCCACUGAUAUCUACCCUAGAACACCCUCGCUGCAGAACGAGCUUUCCUAUCCCUAUAUGCAUCCUCUUUACCUCCAGAUGAAGGGCCAGCCUGUGGAAUUGGACCGUAGGUCUUUACCCUUUGUAAGUGGGGAUCGGGGGCCAAGUCAGUCCAGAAAAACCUGGGCUUCCUCUGUGGAUUUGGCUCGCAUGGAUCCAGAAGCUCUUCGUUUUGGGGCUUUGGAGGAUGCUCGUAGAGGCAGUAGUGCCUUAAGUACGCGCUCUGUAGGCAGACGCAAAGUGCCAUUGUCAACACCCAAGGAGUUGGAUUAUGGGUACUCUGAGUUUGGUGUGCUGCAUAAUAGAAGAUCUCAUAACUUCUCAGCCCUGUCUAUUGGCUCUGGACUUCCCGAUGCUUUUGACAGGAUGAAAGAAAAACAGAGAAAACUUGAGGCACUGCAACAAGCUGUUGAUGACCCUCUCCACAGGUACCAGAGUGAUUACAGCUCAUCCAGUGAAAGCCCCUCAGUGACCUCUGAUCCAGAUUACAGACAAGCUAAGAGACCUGGUGAGGUCAAGAGGUUUGGCUCUCAGCUGGCACUUUCAUCAGAACAUGACGCCCUGUCGUUGGCGGGUCACAACAUAAACAGGCACAGGCAAAAUGAGGGGUCAGCAGAUGAAGGUCUGGUUGGAGCAGAGUUGCUCCUCCAGAGACAAGAGGAGGUGGAACGGCUCCAGACACACCUGGCCAAAAGGCUGUCCAGGGCCAACUUUUACCCCGCAGACGAGCCCCUGAUCGACCCCCAAGACCCGCUUUACACUUCUGCUAUAUCGCUUCGCAAAAACAAGAACUUUCUUGGACCAGAGUUUGUGAAAAUGGCCAGUGAGCCUUGCGUGCCCUUAACUGUGCCCUCUUCAAUAAUGAAACGUGGUAAGGGAGAAGAAGUGAGGAGGAAGGUGGGUGUGGUGCUGCUAAAUGGUCAGAAACUGGAGCUGAGCUGUGACAUCAAGGCAAUUUGUAAAGAUGUUUUUGAUAUGGUGGUGGCUCACAUCGGGCUUGUGGAGCACCAUCUCUUCAGCCUUGCUUAUCUCAAAGAAAAUGAGUUUUUCUUCGUUGAUUCUGAUGCCAAACUCAUUAAAGUGGCUCCAGAUGGAUGGAAAGAGGAUCCUAGGAAAAGACGAUCCGACGUGCCAUUUACCCUUUUCUUGCGCAUCAAAUUCUUCCUCGAUGACGUCAACCUCAUACAACAUUCUAUGACUAAACAUCAGUACUACCUGCAGCUGAGGAAGGAUAUUUUGGAAGAAAGGAUGCGCUGCAGCACAGAAAAUGCAUUACUGCUGGCUUCACUGGCAUUGCAAGCUGAAUUUGAUGACUACCAACCCGAGCUUCACGGGAAGACCUAUUUUCGACUGGAGCACUACAUGCCCGUGUCUGCCUUGGAUAAGGUGGACCACACAACCCUGAGGGAAGAACUGCCAAAACUUCACAGCAACUACUACGGAGCAUCAGACACUGAAGCAGAGUUUGAGUUCCUUAAGGUGAGCCAGAGGCUGACAGAGUACGGAGUCCAUUUCCAUCGAGUGCUUCCAGAGAAGAGAUCUCAGACAGGCAUCAUGCUGGGGGUCUACUCUAAAGGAGUGCUCAUUUUUGAAGUCAGUAAUGGAAAUCGUACCCCAGUGCUAAAGUUCCCCUGGAGAGAAACCAAGAAGAUCUCCUUUGCAAAAAAGAAAAUCUGCCUUCAGAACACAUCGGAUGAGAUUAAACACCUAUUUCAGACAGACAGCAACAGGACGUGUCAGUAUCUGCUGCAGAUGUGUACAGAUCAACACAAGUUCCACCUGCAGACGAAAGCACGCCAAAACAAUCAGGAGCUGCAAGAUCUGGAGAACAACCCUUUGAGCAAUUUGCAGUAUUCUUUUGAUCCGGCUGCGAGGACGGUGACGGCAGGCAACCUGAUCCCCAGCUUAUCAACGCGCUCCAACCCGGACCACCUAAAGAGGAUCUCGUACUCCGAGGCGUCCUUGAACAAUGCCCUGUCAGGCUCGGUGUUAGUCCACGAUGCGCUUCACCUUCCAGGCUUCAACCCACCCGUCUCCACGGCCCUUUCCAAGCCACGACUGAUGAGUCGUUCCCACCACAACCUGGCGCGGCUGUCAGAGUCUGCAGAGCACCGAACGGACGAGUCAAACGGCAGGGUGGUCCGACCACCGUCCAACCAAGUGGCCUCCCAUUUCCAGCAGCAUCAGCGAGCCAGCUCAGACACAGACUCUCUUGCACCCCAACAAGACAAAUGUCAGUAUGCACAAUUCCUCAGGACUGCCUUCAACCCCGGCCUCUUUAAAUGAUUCUCUGAAGAAAAGGCUCAACGAGCUGCCGUCUCCAGAGAGAGAAAUCACAACUGUAAACCUGAAGAAAGAUGUGAAAUAUGGACUUGGAUUUCAGGUCGUUGGAGGGGAAAACUCAGGCCGUGCGGACCUCGGUACUAUCGUUAGCUCCAUCACUCCUGGGGGUCCAGCUGAUCUUGAUGGCUGCCUUAAACCUGGUGACCGGCUGAUAUCUGUGAAUGAUUUUAACGUGGAAGGACUUUCUCAUGCUGUUACGGUUGAUAUUCUUCAAAAUGUCCCUGAUGAUGUUACUCUGGUAGUGUCACAACCCAAAGAGAGCCUUUAUAAAGAUUCACCUCCAGAAUAUACUCCUCGUCAGCCCACGUCUUCAUUUAGGACACCUAACUCCGCUCACAGACAAGAACUGAAUGUUGACUCAUCAUCUGAGGAAAAUCAAGAAGCUGGAAGCCCCAGCCCUCCAAUCCUCAGAGCUGCCAUGCCAUCAUCUUCCUCUUCUCCAAGCCGCCAUAACACCAACCUCAUUUCUCAGGACUCUAAGCCAGGCAGUGCUGCUAAAACCAGCACGUCUCCUAUUGACAGAAUUCAGAAAUGCUUGGAAAGAGCCGCAGCUCCUUCCACAGCCGAAACCACCACUCAGAAUCGUGGAACUGAACCCAAAGUGGGUUUGAAUCCCACGCCGCCAGCUCUGCCACCUAAAGUCAGAAAAAUUAAGCUUUCAGAAAUUCCCAAAUUUUCUGAGCUUUCUGACCGAGGAGACACAGACAUGGAUGAAGAGACUAAUUCUAGUUAUCAAGAGAAACUGAAGGUCAAAAAGGACAACAUCACGGACAAUAUAAAUGGUAAUGACCCAGGGGUCAAUGGUCUCCAUCCUGGAGAACUAUUUGACGUUGAGCUGUCCAAAACAGACAGCGGUCUGGGCAUAAAAGUCACGGUACUGUCCGACAAGGGGGGAGCCAACACAUCAAUCCGACAUGGAGGAAUCUAUGUUAAAGGCAUCAUACCCAAAGGGGCUGCUGAGCUUGAUGGAAGAAUACAGAAAGGUGAUCGUGUCGUGGCCGUUAAUGGAAAGAGUCUGGAGGGAGCCACUCAUCAGCAGGCAGUCGAUGUCCUCAGGGAAACGGGGCAGACGGUGCAUUUGGUCCUGGAGAGGGGUCAUCCUGCAGAUGGCACUCACGCUCCCCUCACCCCUCAAACCACUGCGAAUCGUGCUGCCAAUGAGCAGAAUCAGACCAAAGACAAGUUGCAGCCUCCUGAGGCCAAAGAAAAACCUGAGUACAGCUUUGUCACUAAAGAUAAUGUGUUUGAGGUGAGCCUGGUGAAGAACACCUCAGGUCUCGGCUUCAGUUUCAGUCGAGACGAGCACGUCCCUGAUGAACCUCACGGCUCCAGCAUAGUGCGGGUAAAGAAGCUGUUUCCGGGUCAGCCGGCUGCAGAGAGCGGUCGGAUCAAAGUGGGUGAUGUCAUCUUACAAGUCAAUCAGACCCACCUCAAGGGACUUUCACAGCAUGAGGUCAUAUCAGCUUUGCGAGGAACAGGACAGGAGGUGAAGCUGCUCCUCUGUAGACCUGAACAAGGCAUUCUGCGUGAGAUCGACUCCUCGACCUUGACUCCAAAGCCGUCACCCAAAAAGCAGCCUGCGCAGCUCCCAGAGCCCAGCCUGAACUUGAGCAGGACCACCUCUCCUCCACAAGUCAAAAUGAGUCAGGGUGCUGUGGAAAAGGCUCUGGAGAGGCUGCAGGUCAAAUCCCCCGCCCGGCACAACAGCUACAGCGAUAGUUCUGGUGAGGAUGAAGAGGUAGAGGAAGCUUUCUCUCUGGAACGCAGCAGACAAAACUGGGAGCUGAGUGUUUAUCAGACCCCUGCUGGCAAUCCAGGACUGGGACGCUACGACAGCACCGGCCAACUGGAUAACACCUUCCACUCAGCUUUUUAUUCUCCAAACCUUUCAAUGACGAGGUCCGACCUAAACAACAGGUCACCUGAGUCAGCAGACCUGGAGUCACCCUCUUUGCCUGGGAUGUCAUCUGCCUGUGGCCCCAGCCCAGACCCCCUCCCACCUCCGAUGCCGAUGCCUUUAAACUUCACAAUGUCAGACGACAGACAGAACAUGGGAGAAAUCCUCCCCGAAGUAGAGCUGAAAGUCUCUUUGAUGAAGUCAGAGAACGGCAGCCUCGGCUUCACCCUCACCAGAGGCAGUGACCAUGGGUGUUACGUCCAUGACAUUGUCCAGGAUCCAGCUAAAGGAGAUGGAAGGCUUAGGCCUGGAGACCGAAUGAUUAUGGUUAACAGUACAGAUGUAAGCAACAUGAGCCACACUGAGGUGGUCAGUCUCGUGCGUGCCGCCCCUCGGCUGGUUGAUUUGAUCGUAGGAAGGAUCCUGCAGGCUCCAAAACCCCCCAUAGAAGCCCACCUGCUGCCUGACAUUUGUUUUAAAAACAAGCAAGAACCACUGGGAUUGGUCUUAGAUGGCGGUAAAGACAGUGAUUUUGAAGUCUUAUUUGUGAAAGAUAUCGAGCCUGGUUCUCUGGUCUUUAAGGAAGGAAGCCUGAGACCACUCGACCUGAUCCACUACAUUAAUGGAGCUCCCACCCAGGACCUGACUCUCAGUGAGAGUAUCAGACUUCUGGAGCUCCCUCUUGAUAUCAUCACUCUUAAAGCUACCAGGGAUGGAAACCCUGUUAUUCCUGAACAGAGAAGUAUCUCGUUUCUCAUAGGUUCCAAGUUGUCCUCCAACAUGAAUGGGUUCCCCAAAGGGAAUGAUUCAAAAGAUAACGAGGGUCUUGAUGCAUUUUGUCCUCCAGAGGAGGAGAUUAUUAAGCUGGAUUUGGAGAAGCCGCCAUCAGGAGGUCUGGGUUUCUCUGUAAUUGGAGGGGAGAGAGGCAUCUUUGUCAAAUCCAUUGCACAAGGAGGAGUAGCAGAGACCUCGGGCAAGCUGCAAAUCGGAGACAGGCUGCUGAAAGUGAAUGAAGAGCUGAUGAUAGGCGUUUCUCACACCACAGCUGUCACCACCAUUCGAAAAACUAAAGGCCUGGUCCAUCUUUGUGUAUCCAGACCACCUGACCAGAACCCAAACACUUACCUGGCUUAUCUACCUAUCAACUCUGAUAAAUGCAAUGGUAGCACAGACCUGAGUGAGGAUAGUGGAGUGAAGACUAAACUGUUUCCACCAAAUAAUGAGCAGAAAUCCAGCAACUGUCCUUCCCUUCCUCCUAUAGAUUAUGAAAAUGAACAACUUGUGGAGAAGAGAGAGACGGAGCAGAGAGCAGAGCUUUCAGAGGACACAGACUGUGAUGGAUCGUCUUUACCUGAAGACUCUCCUGUGAGCUCAAGGAGAGCAGCGUGGCAGGAGGGGAAUAUCGACAACCCAAGAAAUGAAAACUACCUGCAGAUGAGUGCUGGGCAGCCAGAGGAAGAUGAAAUCACAUGGGGGAGUGAUGAACUCCCCAUUGAAAACACAAGCUCUAGAGAUAGCGGACCAAUUGUCACGAAGGACCAGUUGACCUCUUUGCCCCUCGUCAGAGUGGUCCCUCAUGGCCAGUAUUCAGGAUCAAAGCUCAACUCGGUGGUCCGCAUGAUGAGGGGACUUCUGGAGCAGAAAGUCCCACUGCAAGAAUUUGAAAAUCUUCAGAAUCUCCAGCCUCUGGAUGACUGCCUGAUCGGUCAGACUAAAGAGAACAAGAAGAAGAACCGCUACAAGAACAUUAUUCCCUUCGAUACAACUCGUGUAAUGCUCGGUAAAGACCGAGGUUACAUCAACGCCAACUUCAUAAGCAUGCCAGUGAAGGACGAGAACUUCCUGUACAUCGCCUGUCAGGGACCCUUGCCCACAACCCUGGGGGACUUCUGGCAGAUGGUCUGGGAGCAGAAAUCUGACGUGAUCGCCAUGAUGACCCAGGAGGUGGAGGGGGGCAAAGUGAAAUGUCAGCGGUACUGGCCCGACACGCCCCAGACAGCAGAGAUGGUGGACACUAGAUUACAGAUUACAGUAGUUAAAGACCAGCACCUGGAGCACUUCAUCAUCCGGCUCAUCGAGGUUAAAGACGUCCAGACUAAUGAAAGUCGCCUCGUAACUCACCUGAACUACACUGGAUGGCCUGACCACGGGACGCCCUCCCAACCCGAGCAUCUGCUCACGUUUAUCUCCUUCAUGCGACACAUUCACCGAUCAGGGCCGAUCAUCACGCACUGCAGCGCAGGGAUCGGACGCUCGGGGGCCCUCAUUUGUUUAGAUGUGGUUCUGGGCCUCAUCAGUAAAGAUGUAGAUUUUGAUAUUUCAGAUAUUGUAAGAAACAUGAGACUCCAGAGACAUGGAAUGAUCCAAACAGAGGAACAAUAUAUCUUCUGCUAUCAAGUGAUUCUCUACGUCCUCAGAUGCCUUCAAGCAGAAGAAAACAUCUCCGGAUCAUAAAAAAACAGUCUGCUCGCCAUUAAAGGCCUUUUUUUUAACAAGAGCAAAGUAGAACAAAGGUUGAUACAGGCAAAAUAUUGCCAAAUUUUUCUCUAAUGCUAUUUGGAUAAGAAGAAACGCUUUUGAGGCGUUUAUAUUUUUUACAUUUGCUUUUAAAGUUUUCUCUGGCUGCUGCUCCCUUUCUGUGCAUUUAUGAAAGCUGCUGAUUUUACUUCUUGUUACACACAAGUGAAUACUAAGAUUUUUUUUUAAUAUAUAUAUUUUUUAAAAUGAUCUUUGAUUCCAUAUAUUUUAUGUGGAACUGUUUUUGUGUAUUUUGAUGCUGGAACUUGCUUUGACAAAAUACUAUGUCAGUAUUUGCUAUGUAAAAACUCUUUUAUACAGUAAUUGAUAAUACUGCCUGAGGCAAAAAAUAAAGUUUAAAUUGUACAUAUUCAUCUCCUGAAAAUUAAACUGGAUACAUUUUGAAUGUUAUGUAGAGGAUGUAUUUUGUUCUUUCUUAAAGUGUUAUUUUUUUGACCAUAAUUUUACACAAUAAAUGAUUUCGGGUCAAAAACAGAAGGA